GCAGCAGCUUCAGCAGCAGCAGCUUCAGCAGCAGAAGGAGAGGCAGAGUUGUGGACAGCGUGGACCAGAUAAGCGCAUCUUCAGGAGACUGUGCUCCACUCCAGCGGGAAGAUGGGGAGAUGGCAGCUGCAGGUGAUCACAUGUAAGGAUCAAGAAAUCCGACCCAGCCUGCUUUUAUGACACAAACCUUGCUUUGUGCAUCAUUAGGAGCUAAUUAAGGACAAAAGACUUCCUUCUCUGACGCCCAGAAAACAUGGAUGUGUCAUCAUCCUCGCUCCAGUACGGAUCCAAAAAGCGGGUCAAGAUCCACCCAAACACCGUGACGGUGAAAUAUGCCACUCACUUCCCCCAGCCUGGUGACGAAGGCUAUGACGAUGCACCUUCCUUUGAGGACUUUAGCACCUUUGCGGAGGAAAAUUCAGGGAAAAGACUGGUGUCAGAUGCCAUGAGCGGCAGGACUUUCUUUGGAACCAUGGAGACGCAGCCCAAGCAGCCAAGUGUGCAAAAAGACAAAGGCGUCGGGGGUCAGCUGGCAAGCUUUGGGGAGGCGAAUGUAUUGGCCUCCAGGGUGACCUGGAUGGCCCUGUUUGGGGCGGCGGCGGCUCACGGUUGCGUGGCACUAAUUACUCGUCUAGCAGCAGACCGUUCCAAAGUUCCCUCUCUUGAGCUUCUCUUCAUCCGCUCUGUGAUACAAGUGCUGUCCAUCCUGGUGGUCUUCUAUUACCAGGAGCCGCCCUUUGGCCCUAAGGGCUAUCGACUUCGUCUCUUCUUGUACGGCGUCUGCAACGUUAUCUCAAUCACCUGCGCCUACACAUCCUUUGCCAUAGUACCGCCCAGUAACGGCACCCUCAUGUGGCGCGCCUCCACCACAGUCUUCAGCGCAAUACUGGCGUUCCUGCUGCUGGACGAGAGGCUGGGCUACACAGAUGUGGUCACGGUGGUCGGAAGCGUGUUCGGCCUGUGCCUGGUCAUGGUGCCGAAUGUGGCGGAUGAGGAAAAGUCCAGGCUGGGGUUUUGGAAGGAGGCGUUUGGGUACACAAUGACAGUGAUGGCCGGAUUGACCGCUGCCCUCUCCAUGAUCGUUUACAGAGCCAUCAAGGAGCGCGUCAGCAUGUGGACAGCACUGUUUACCUUCGGCUGGACGGGUACAGUGUGGGGGGCCUCCACCAUGUUUAUCAUGCAGGAGCCCAUCAUUCCUCUCGACGGGGAGACCUGGGGCUAUUUAAUUGGGAUCUGUAUCUGCUCCACUGUGGCGUUCCUCGGAGUCUAUUACGCUCUGAAUAAGUUUCAUCCUGCCUUAGUUAGCACCGUGCAGCACCUAGAGAUCGUGGUUGCCAUGUUUCUGCAGCUCAUCGUGCUGAGGAUGAUCCCGUCUGUGUACGACGUCAUUGGAGGCCUCGUCAUCAUGGUCAGCGUGUUCACUCUCACGGGAGUCAAGUUAUACAGGGUGAGCAGAGCAAUCCGGCAGGAUUAUCAAGAGAUCCUCGACUCGCCUAUUAAAUGAAUCUAGAUACGUCAGUCUAUUUGUUUACAAUGUUACUUUGUUGUGCAAUUUAAAGAAUGUCUGGAUCUUGAUCUGAUGACUUUGUAUUGUGCUGUUGAAAGAGUGCCAGUUGUGUAACUAAUGUCUUAAUAUUUGUGUGUGAAAUAAAAGACAAAUGUAAUAUAGUGAGCAUAUUCCUCCGACAGUUCUGCUUUAAUGUCAAAUUGUAUUACAAGCUGAAAUUUCAGACAAAAGGGAAGAAUUAUCUAAUCUGUGUGAUGUACUCCAGCCUGGUUAGCCAUACCUAAUCACUUUGUGAAACUUCUCUCUCAUGACAUGAAUCUGGUACCCCUCCCAUUUCACCGGUACAUAAUGUGACAAAACUAAUCAUCUGAAUUAAAAUGAUGAUUCACACAGCAGCGUCAAAGAGCCAUGAUUCAAAACAAUCAUAAUGUCUGCAGAAUUACUUGGUUUGAUCAUGUAAAACUAACAGACUAGUAUCACUAGUACCACCAUCCAGCGCUCACCAAAUGCAGUUUCUUCCGUUACUGCCUUUGAAAUCCAAAUUAAAUCAAAAGGAACCAGAGUAAUUCUUUGUCUUGAGGAGGUUGACUAUUAGGAUGUCUGUCCAGGCUGGAUUUACUGUGCUUCACCAUUUGAAAUCGUAUAAACUACAUUAAAUCUGGUCUUGUGAAUCGCAGCAUAAAAUCAUAACAUGAACAUGGUGUUGUGUAAUUCUGUGUUGUCAAAUGGCCAAAUUGUGUAAAUGUCAGCCCAGAAAGCAUUUAUAUGGUAUAAAAAAAUAAAAUAAAAAGAUACAAAUGACUGCAAACCACAUUAAAUUAAAUAAAUAGUAUUUCCCUAAAUCAUAACAUUUGUUUUUCCAAAGAAAAGAAAAAGAAAAUGCCAUGGCAGAGGGGUGAUCAAAGGAUCAUAAUACGAAAGAAUUUCAUGAUUCUGUGUCAAAGUAAUGCAAACUAUAUGACAGGGCUUGGUGUGAAGUUAAAUCAAUUAUAUCCUGAAAUAUUUUGUGCACAAACAGCAGCUCGGUCCUCCUCGGCUGGUGGGUAUUUGGUACUGAUGAUCACUUCCCAGGACGUGGCUUCUGUUUACUUUCAAAUGCAUGCCGUACUGAUGCCCAGAGGCAGGUGCACUGUAUUGAAUUAAA
Molecule: messenger RNA, 2651 nt
Organism: Cololabis saira (Pacific saury)
Lineage: Eukaryota; Metazoa; Chordata; Actinopteri; Beloniformes; Belonidae
Gene: slc35g2b
Product: solute carrier family 35 member G2b
Exons: 2
Coding region: 254-1504 (416 amino acids)
Cellular component (GO): membrane
Source: RefSeq, a predicted model, not a curated record